Messenger RNA from Meriones unguiculatus (Mongolian gerbil), 1102 nucleotides. It is a transcript of the gene Mxd4, whose product is annotated as MAX dimerization protein 4. NCBI's taxonomy places the organism in Eukaryota, Metazoa, Chordata, Mammalia, Rodentia, Muridae. Gene Ontology annotation, molecular function: protein dimerization activity; RNA polymerase II cis-regulatory region sequence-specific DNA binding; DNA-binding transcription factor activity, RNA polymerase II-specific. Gene Ontology annotation, biological process: regulation of transcription by RNA polymerase II. Bases 145 to 774 code for a protein of 209 amino acids. The transcript has 6 exons. The record is from RefSeq and is a predicted model, not a curated record.
GGCCUGGGGCGGAGGGUGGCGGCCCAGCGCUGGAGUCCGCAAGUCGAGCUGGUGUGCCGCCAGGCGCGGGGCGUGCGGCGAGCAGAGCCGGCAGGAGCGCGCCGGGCAGCCGCCGCCGCCGCCGUCCCAUGCGCGGGCGGCAGGAUGGAGCUGAACUCCCUGCUGCUGCUGUUGGAGGCGGCCGAGUACCUGGAGCGUAGGGACCGAGAGGCCGAGCACGGCUACGCCUCCGUGCUGCCCUUCGACGGGGACUUCGCCAGGAAGAAAACAAAGACGUCCGGCCUGGUGCGCAAGGCCCCGAACAACAGGUCUUCACACAACGAACUAGAAAAGCACAGACGAGCUAAACUCAGGCUCUACUUGGAGCAGCUCAAGCAGCUGGUACCCCUGGGCCCCGACAGCACACGCCACACCACUCUGAGCCUCCUGAAGCGUGCUAAGAUGCACAUCAAGAAACUGGAGGAGCAGGACCGCAGGGCACUAAGCAUCAAGGAGCAGCUGCAGCGGGAGCACCGCUUCCUAAAGCGACGUCUGGAGCAGCUAUCGGUGCAGAGUGUAGAACGUGUGCGCACUGACAGCACUGGUUCUGCUGUGUCCACGGAUGACUCAGAGCAAGAGGUGGACAUAGAGGGCAUGGAGUUUGGCCCUGGGGAGCUGGACAGUGUUGGCAGCAGCAGUGAUGCCGAUGACCACUACAGCCUGCAGAGCGGUGGCUGCAGCGACAGCAGCUAUGGGCACCCUUGCAGGCGGCCUGGCUGCCCUGGCCUUUCGUAGGCUCCAUGUUCUUUGCUUCCUGGCCCACCUGCCUGCUCACCUAGCCAAGCGUCUCAGCCUUCCAGUCCUCCCUUGACUGAAGCCAGCCUCGUCAUGGGCCUCCUGCUGUGCCAUUCUCGAAGCUACAGCUGCUGCCUGGUCUGCCUGCCUUUGCCUGACCACCCUUUGGUCGGGACUUAAGCUGCCUGCCCCUUCUCUGCAGGGCAAGGCCCCAUGCAGGGAAGCAGGGUCAGGCGCUCACAUCUUGGAGCCCAGCGUAGCCGCCCACGAUCUGUUCUCAGAUUCCUAAUCAUUCCAGAAGUAUUAAAUGUUGUUGCUACAAAUCUCA